Striga hermonthica is the source of this 1581-nucleotide messenger RNA. Lineage: Eukaryota; Viridiplantae; Streptophyta; Magnoliopsida; Lamiales; Orobanchaceae. The record is from the annotation of a GenBank genome assembly.
AUGAGACUUCAAUCCUUCACCUUCACCUUCAAGCUUUCUCCAUUUUCCAUUCUCCAACCCCUCUGUAAAACCUCAAAGGUUCAGUCGACCUUAUUCUACCCUUCAUGUUGCAAUUUCCAUCACCUCCAUUACAGUGCCCGGCUGCCGCUUCUCGUCCGAGCGCUUUCUUCAAUCACCGCGGCUACUCUUCAACCUGCCUCCAGCACCGCCACCGCCGCCACCUACUCCGAUGAAACCAAAGUUGUGAAGGCGCCUCAAUGGAAAGCGGCCAUAGAUUUCAAGUGGAUUAGGGAUAACAAGGAAGCCGUUGUCGCCAAUAUUAGGAAUCGCAAUUCAAAUGCUAAUCUGGACCUUGUUCUUGAGCUUUAUGAUAAACUAUUGAAUCUUCAGAAGGAAGUUGAAAAGCUUCGUGCUGAGAGAAAUGCCGUUGCAAACAAGAUGAAGGGUAAACUGGAACCAGCUGAGCGGCAUAAACUCAUUGAAGAAGGUAAGAUUCUCAAGGAUAAGCUUGUUACACUUGAAGAGGACCUACUCAAACUGACAGAUGAACUCCAGCAGGAGGCACAGUCUGUGCCAAAUAUGACUCAUCCAAAUGCUCCUGUCGGUGGGGAAGAAUGUUCUUCUGUGAGAAAACAGUUUGGCAAACCCAGAGAGUUUAGCUUCUCGAUAAGGGAUCAUGUCCAACUUGGAAAGGACUUAGAUCUGUUCGAUUUUGAUGCUGCUGCUGAGGUAAGCGGGUCGAAAUUCUAUUACCUGAAGAAUGAAGCAGUUAUGUUAGAGCUGGCACUUGUAAACUGGGCUGUGGCGGAGGUAAUGAAAAGGGGCUUUGUACCGCUUACCACGCCAGAAAUUGUGCGAUCUUCCGUGGUGGAAAAAUGUGGGUUUCAACCACGUGGAACUAACACUCAGGUAUAUUCAAUUGAUGGUAGUGAUCAAUGCCUCAUUGGUACAGCCGAGAUUCCAGUUGGGGGAAUACAUAUGAACUCCAUUAUUUCUGAUUCAUCAUUGCCCCUGAAGUAUGUAGCCUUUUCCCAUUGCUUCAGAACGGAAGCUGGUGCAGCUGGCGCUGCAACUAGGGGCCUUUAUCGAGUUCACCAAUUUAGCAAGGUGGAGAUGUUCAUCUUAUGUAGGCCAGAGGAAAGUGAUUCCUUCCAUGAAGAACUUAUUCAAAUCGAAGAAGACCUGUUUUCAUCGUUGGGGCUUCAUUUUAAAACCAUGGACAUGGCAACAGAGGAUUUAGGUGCACCAGCUUAUCGUAAAUUUGACGUGGAGGCCUGGAUGCCCGGUUUGGGAAGAUAUGGUGAGAUCUCGAGUGCCUCUAAUUGUACCGACUACCAAAGCAGACGGCUCGGAAUUCGAUACCGUCCCGAAUCAUCAAAUUCGAAUGCUCCUAAAAAGGGUAAAGGCAGUUCUGCCCCUACGCAGUUUAUCCACACACUAAAUGCAACAGCAUGUGCAGUUCCAAGAAUGAUCAUUUGCUUGCUUGAGAAUUACCAACAAGAGAAUGGUUCCGUUGUUAUACCAGAGCCAUUGAGGCCAUUCAUGGGUGGCAUUGAGAUUAUUACACCUAAAUAUAAGUAG